Photinus pyralis (common eastern firefly) is the source of this 1908-nucleotide messenger RNA. RefSeq lists its product as uncharacterized. The record is from RefSeq and is a predicted model, not a curated record. Gene Ontology annotation, molecular function: transmembrane transporter activity. Lineage: Eukaryota; Metazoa; Arthropoda; Insecta; Coleoptera; Lampyridae. Gene Ontology annotation, biological process: transmembrane transport. The coding region runs from base 1195 to 1857 and encodes 220 amino acids. Gene Ontology annotation, cellular component: membrane. The transcript is spliced from 6 exons.
ACUAAUAAUUGUCACUAAAAUAAUCAUCAAAAGUUCAUUUUUUACCUCGAAACAAAGGUAUUAAGGAAAUCGCAAGGCUACUUUUGUACUUUUUGUAAACGCCACCUUAAAGGUUGUCGCUAAACGUAAAUACCGUAAUCUCCUGAAAAUGUUGAAAAAAUUCGUCUCGGUAUUUGUUGUUACCUAUACAAUCUGUGCCUAUACCUAAUUAUUUACUUAGCUGCGAAACGUUUUCCCCGAUAAUAUGUUUUUGUUAGCAAGUUCUUUAUUUCAGAAAAAUCUGUAAUAUUGUAUUGUAUUGUAAAUUGAGUCCCCAGAGUGAAAUAAAAUCUUAAAUGCUCUCAAGGCGAAGAUAGUUGUACAGUACAUUGCCUCAAACAAUAAAUUAAUUCCCUUUUGUUCUAGUCAAGUGACCUGUUGUAAUGGAAUCAAACAUGAAAGUACCUAAUACCUAUAAAGAGAAACGAAGUUUUGUACAGAAUUUAGAAGGAUAUGACAGUGGAACCAGUUGUAAUACUUUUCAUGUUACCAUUCCAUAUGUCGGCGUUGACAAUACAAAAUUUAAGUUUGGAAAAGUCUUGCAGAGUUAAUCUUAACAUGAGUGACUCAGUAUGUGAUGCUAUUCACCAACGGGACCGUUCAGGCUAUAACGAUACCGAUGAAAUCGCCGUACAAAAAGUCGUUGCGUCGGCGUAUAUUUGGAAAUUUGUGCGGUGUAUGGUGUUUUUCCUGCGAUGUUAUUGCCAUUGUUGGGUUCGUGGAGUGAUCGUAAUAAGACUAGGAAGGUUUUAAUACUUUUGUCUAUUAUCGGUGAAGUAAUUACCAACGUCGCAUUCAUCUUCUGCACUUAUUUUUAUUAUUUUUACGAAUUACCAAUGGAAGUGAAUACUCUUGCCGAAGUCCUGCCCACGGCGAUGACAGAGGAGGUUCCCACAUACUAGUUCUUGGUGUGUUCACUCAUGUCUCAUCUAUUACUAAUACUGAAGAUAGAACAUUUAGGAUAGGAAUUGUGCAUACCAUAAUUUGCAUAUGUUUAACAAUUGGGAGUGCAUUAAGCGGUGUGAUUUAUAAAGGCAUAGGAUUUUAUGGAGUACGUUGUCGCUAGUUUUGUAUGCAUUAGCAGGACUGUAUGCAUAUUACAAAGUAAAGGAAGAGGCGCCCAUUGAGAAAAAAACUCGUACGAAAUACGAACUAAUGAAAGACAUUGUUAAUAUUAAAAAGACCCUGUCUACUUUCCACUUCCUUGUGAAACCAAAUCGUCUUAUACAAAGGAAACAGAUUUUCGUAAUACUCUUUUUGGCCAUAUUAAUACUUGGGCCCUUUGUGGGGGAAGGCACACUCAUCUAUUUAUAUACAAGACUUAAAUUUAACUGGGAUGAAAUUCAUUAUAGCAUUUAUUUCGGUUAUACUUCUGUGGCUCAUCUAAUGGGAAAUUUUUCUGCUCUAUUAAUAUUUUCGCAGUGGUUGAAAUUUGAUGAUGCUAUAUUAGGAGCCAUUUCUAGUGGAAGUAAAAUAUGCGGAGGAAUUGUUUUUAUCUUGGCAGAGAAGUCUUUCUUAUUCUAUAUAGCAUCUCGAUCGAUAAUAACAAAGUUAGUUGACGAGAAAGAUUUAGGUAAAGUGAAUUCUUUACUUGGGGUCGCCGAAUCUAUAACGAUUUUGUUAUAUGUACCUGUGUACAGCGCUCUCUAUACAGCGACACUUAACAUAUUCUCUGCGUCAUUUUACGUUGGAAUUUUCUUGACGAUACCUGCAAUCUUGUUGUAUUCGUGGCUGUAUUUCAACAGAAACAACCGUUUUAUGGGAGAAGAAAUGAAAGUUACUGAAUAUGAAUCUGUUUUACGAAGGGGCCAAAGUUAGAAAUGAAAUAUCCUGUGAAUAUACUGGAGCAUAAAUACAGUUUUUCGUUUA